UUUUCAGAUAUGGGCUGGAAUUUUCCCACAACUCUCAUCUUGGUCACCUUCUUGGCCGCAAGUCAUGCUCUGAGGGUCGGAGUAGGAAGGGCGGACAUAACAGGACCGGCUGCUGAAGUAGCUUUUAUGGGCUAUGCACACCCAGAACAGAGAGGUACUGGACUCCACCUUAGACAGUUUGCCAGAGCUUUUAUAAUAGAUGAUGGCAAAACCAGGCUGGUAUUUGUUAAUUCAGAUUGCUGCAUGAUGGGUACCUUUUUACGGAAAGAGGUAUUUAACCGUUUGAAAUAUGAGACUGGAGAUCUCUAUACCGAGGACAAUGUAAUGAUGAGCGGCACCCAUACCCACUCCACUCCUGGAGGCUAUUUGAAGGACAUCAUAUUUGACCUAAAUUCAUGGGGUUUUGUUCCAGAAACAUUUGAAGCUUAUGCUAGCGGAAUCACAAACAGUAUUCUACAAGCGCAUUAUCAACUGGAGGAGGGUAGGGUAGAGUUUGCAAACGGCGAAAUCCUAAAUGCAAACAUAAAUAGAAGCCCUACUUCUUACCUCAAGAACCCACCAGAAGAAAGGGCUGAGUAUAAAUAUGAUGUUGAUAAGACCUUUUCACAGUUGAAAUUUUACCGAUCAGAUGGGACACCGAUAGGAGUUUUCACUUGGUUUGCAGUGCACGCAACUUCAAUGAACAACACUAACAAAUUGAUAUCAAGUGACAACAUGGGACUAGCCUCAAUAAUGUUUGAACAACGUGUUAAUGAGCCACACACAAACAUAAUCGGAAAAGGUCCUUUUGUUGCAGCAUUUGCCUCAUCAAACUUAGGUGAUGUCACACCAAACAUAGCUGGUCCCAGGUGUGUCAAGACAGGGCUUCCUUGUGAUGCUGAAACUUCUACCUGUGCAGAUCGAAGCGACAAGUGCAUAGCAUUUGGACCUGGAAAGGACAUGUAUGAUAGUACAUAUAUCAUCGCCAGCAGAAUUAUGGAGAAAGCUUAUGAAACAUGGCAAAAUAAAGGAGAACCUAUAAGUGGAAGUAUAUCAGUUGUUCACCAAUAUGUCGACAUGCCUUCUCAGAAAAUAUUGUACCGCAAUCCCAAAACGAACAUAACUUCAACAGUGAGGGGCUGCCUCCCAGCUAUGGGCUACAGUUUUGCUGCAGGAACUAUUGAUGGUCCAGGAGCAUUCAAUUUUAAACAAGGAACGAACACUAGCAAUCCUUUCUGGAACAUAGUUUCUGAUUUUCUUGCAGUACCUACUAAGGAACUUAUAGAGUGCCAAGCACCUAAGCCUAUUCUGAUUGCUUCAGGAGAAAUUCAUUUUCCAUUUCAAUGGCAACCUUCUGUAGUCUCAACGCAACUGAGCCGUAUAGGUCAAUACAUCAUCGCUUGCGUUCCCGGUGAGUUCACUACAAUGUCUGGCCGCAGGCUAAGGAAAGCUUUGGCAGAGUCUUUCAAAACUAGUCCUGAACAUAUUAUCAUAGCAGGCCUGUGCAAUACUUAUUCAGAUUACAUAGCCACUCCUGAAGAGUAUGAGGCCCAAAGGUACGAAGCAGCUUCAACCAUCUUUGGCCCUUACACUUUGCCAAUCUACUUGGACCAUUAUAAAAAAUUAGCAUCACACUUGAAUCAAGGAUCGAAGCCAGAACCUGGUCCAGAACCACCAGUCUACAAGCGACCCCUCAGCUUACUGCCCCCUGUACUCUGGGACACAGCUGGUUGGGGAAAAAAUUUUGGCGAUGUCAUCAAUCAACCAAGGGCUGUAGCCAAACCUGGCGAGACUGUCUCAGCAACAUUUGUAUCAGGGCAUCCUCGAAAUGAUUUCCUCCACCAAAUUAGCUUUUUGACUAUUGAAAGGCUGAUUGGAGACAAAUGGGAAAUAAUUGCUACUGAUGCUAAUUGGGAAACUAAAUUUAUAUGGAAGAGAGGUAACAUAAUUACUGGCACAAGCACAGCAGAAGUCCAAUGGACAAUUCCGGCUAACACACCUGCUGGGAAAUACAGGAUUCGACACUUUGGGCAUCAUAAAAAUGUUUUUAGAAAAAUAGCUCCUUACGAAGGAACAUCUCGGCCUUUCAAGGUG
Molecule: messenger RNA, 2073 nt
Organism: Nezara viridula (southern green stink bug)
Lineage: Eukaryota; Metazoa; Arthropoda; Insecta; Hemiptera; Pentatomidae
Source: the annotation of a GenBank genome assembly